Messenger RNA from Pyricularia oryzae 70-15, 3302 nucleotides. RefSeq lists its product as uncharacterized. The transcript is spliced from 2 exons. The coding region runs from base 944 to 2857 and encodes 637 amino acids. The record is from RefSeq and is a predicted model, not a curated record. NCBI's taxonomy places the organism in Eukaryota, Fungi, Ascomycota, Sordariomycetes, Magnaporthales, Pyriculariaceae.
AAAGAGAAAAAAAAAAAAAAAAAAAAAAAAAAGCAGCAAGAUACUGAAAGGAGGUGGCUCGCUUGGCCCGUAUGCCUGCAAUGGUAUGGUAGUCAGACAGUGGAUCAGACCACUCGAUCGUCUUUCCUCGACCGAUUGCGUCGUCCUCGACAGGGGAUAUACCACACCGCAGCCCCUCCCCAAGAUCUUGGAUGUGGUCGUUUUUGACAUUGCGUAUUGGAGUAGGGUUGCAAAUCGUCUCAACUCGUCCCCUUCCAUCUCGUCUAUUCCCUCGCCUCUGCAAAAUCCAACUCAUCCCAUCUCCUAGUUCCUGCGCCGCCCAUGGGCUCAGCCGGCCCAGGUACAACCGGCUCUGCUUCUGUUCGGCGUACCUCACAGUUGUCUGGCCCCGACCCUGCACCCUGUUCCUAUCGAACCAUAAUCCAUGACCGAGAUCGUUUGUCUCGUUCCAGCCACCGCAUCUUGUUCGGUGAAGUGGCAUGCAAUGCCCCCAUUUUGGGCGUCUCCAGGGUCCAUCCUGGUCCAUGAUUCUCAUGCUUGCCCAGGCCCGGUCUUCUUUCUUCUCCUUGGUUGUUUGGAUAUAUAUAUUUUUUCCCUUUAUUAUUAUUUUUUUCUUUACUAUACCGGACCUCAUUGCUUUAUGACGUUCGCCGCCCCAUUUACGUGCGGCUGGUCUUCUUCGACAAAGUUUCUUUUCAGACCUGUCGAAAAUCACAGCCAUCCUAAUAUUAUUACUUUCUCCGAUUUGUCUGCAGGAGAACAACCAAGAAGAAAAAGAAUAAGACAACAUCUACCGCGUUGAAUAAAUGGCACCUUGGUCCCUACCGAGCUGGACUUGGGGGGUUCGCCAGCCGCCUCUUGUCGCUGCUGCUCGUUGUUGUUGACAAACCAUCAUCGGACCCUUCGCUGUCAAGAUCAAAACGCGCAACACAACCGCCGGAAGAUGGAGGCCAGCCAAGGCCAGUAUGGCUAUCCACCUGUCCGAUCGGCAACAACGGUUACCGUCUCUUCAGACCAAGAUCUUGAGAAACAGCGGCAACUUGAUGAAUGGGAUGUGGCCAGGAAGAGUGCCCCUUCACCUUUUCUUGGGCCGGAGGGCAGGGCGCAGCCUGUCAUUGCAUUGUUCGCCCUGAUUUUGUUUUUUCUUGCCUCUGCAGCUGGCAUUACCUUCUUUGUCCUGGCGUUGGUGGGCGUCGUCAUUUCACGGGCUGCAGAGCUGCCCAGUCGUACCGUGGUCUUUGCAGCGUCGGUAGUCGGAGUCGUCUAUACCGUGAUACACUUGGCCGCUGCCAGGACCAGCUACAGGAAAAAGGAGCAUGGGUCACCGCAGAUAUAUGGCAACUACAAGCAUGCUAUGGGACUGUUGUUGGUGCGACUUAGCGUGCCUGUGUGGAUAACGGCAGUCGUCACGGCAGCUCUGGCCGUUGCCAACAUGGAAGACGCACUCAUGCGGUCCUUCAUGACAGACCCAAAACAAAUGUCCUACGUCAACCUGAUGGUAGCUGUUGUUGGAUUAGUGGCAAAUCUUUCUCUUCUCUUCUGUGUGGAGACUUCUAUGACGCCCUUUGCGACAUCAUUAAUCUCCAAGAAUGAGUUUCUUCAGCGUCGUGGUAAAACCUCGUCUAUGAUGUUCGCAGGUUAUGAGUUUGAGGAAGAAAAGAGCCGAGAACCACAACUACCUUUGACUGUCGGUCAGCCACAGCAGCAACAUCAACACCGUGUGCUGAAUAGCCACGAUCGUGUCAAUGGGUCAUGGCCUGUGCAGAGGAGUCGGUCAAAUGCAUCAAGUGUUUAUUCCACCCAGACGCAGCCGCGAGUUCCAGUCGUACCGAAUGGUGACCGUGAAUAUCCACGACCCGGAACUGCUAUCUCGACCGAUGUACCGGCAGAACCCUUGUGCGUCAGAACGAUCCCCUUUGCCGAUGGUGAAGAAGCCCGCCCGCCAGUUCACAUGUCGUGGCGGCCUCCAUCGCACCACGGCAAGCGAUCCAUCGACUACACCGUCCGCCCGAAGUCAGGCAUACCCCCGCCGCUCCCAGCUGCGGUCAGCACCACCGCAAGAGAGCCUGCAAUCCCCAGUCUUCCGGUGGCGAGUGAGCAUAGGUCGUACCCAUCCGUUCCAGGAUCUUCAUCUUCAUCGAGGACGGUCUGGGCCCCAAGUGCGACAGGACAUCAGAGGCAGAGAAGCGGCUCACGCGAAACAAACGGAAGGAGACCUGUCUCUCAGCACGUACCGAUGCCAGCAGCCCAGCUAUUGUCUCAAGUACCCCCAAUUCCGGUUCCUCCGAACCAACAAGACACGAGCACGACCUCUGGACCAAGUCCUCCGGUGUGCCGCGCCACGACAACGCCUAGCCCCAGGUCCAAGGCUUUGAGAUCUCAUCCGCCAUUUGAUGCUUGGCCAAACGACAAUGGCUACCCAAGCGUCAGGCCGUCAACUGCCCCGGGGCUACCAGCGUCCACGAUUGAGAACUGGGGAGUACCACAGCAUAGUGUUUCUGUCAAGAGGAAACCGGUGGGACAGGGCAGAACCAGUUUCGAGACAGACGGCCGUUCUGCGGUGGUUGAUGAUGAUUACAGUAGCUCAUGCUACGAGGAUGACGAUAGUGAUGUUCAGGACGAUGAAGAGACGGGCGCCCCAGCGGGAUUGGCCCGCGCUCUGUCGAGGACUCAGCGACGACUAUUGAAGGAGAAGGGUAAGGAACUGAAGCGCUCAAACACGGCCAACAACUUCUCGAGGCCAUUGCCACGAUCCAAAUCUCUUGUCAGCAUGAACCGCCGAUCAUUUUCAGAGCAUUCUCGGACUACGAAUACUGCCUUUACUUUCGACAGCGGCGAGGUCCGCUACAAGGAAUAAUCAGCCGGAGGCGGAUAGCUUGCGUACAUUGCCCAUACUUUGCAGAGCGCACCGCGUUUUAGCUUUCAUAUAUACUGCAACCCUGGUGGUCAGCACGACUUGACGACUAAAAACGAAUCUUCUCUAUCUCUUGUUGUGGAGGAUGCAGACCGAGAAAAGGGAGCAGGUCAUCUCCGUCACGUCUCUGCCUACAAUAACCUACUACUUUGGGCCGACAAUUGUCAAAUAACCAUUUUUAUACCAACCACGGUUUUCCAAACACGUGCAAAUUACUCUUGGAGCAUAUGGCCGUCAAUUAUAUAAUACGUAUAACUAAACUAAACAAACUCCAUUUGCAAACAUAAUGCUAGUUUUAUUUUUCAGUGGUCACUAGUACCAGUCCAAUACAUUUUUAUGAUAUUGCAAUCAAAAAAAUGGCGUUUCUUAAGAAAUGCCGAUAUUUGCU